UUACAGCUAGAGUCAUACGUUUAUACCGUUGUGUUAUUUAUUAUAUUAUAUUACUAAAUAAUGAUGUCUAAAGUACAAUACAAUUAAGUCACAUCUAAAUUAAAGCCCUUAGAACAUUUACAUUGUUAUUAUGUCCUUUUAAAUCAAAGCGUAUUACAAGAAUAACACGCCCUACAUUAAUUAAUUUCACUAUGUCUGAAACAAACCAUAUGAAAGAUGUACUGGAUAAGAACUUAGAAGACUUUGAGAUUCAAGAAGUUCUCAACAAUGGCACAGAUCUCAGAGAAUACGCGCUGCAAGUUGACAAAGGCAUAAAGGAGGCAGAGAAAAACUCAGUGGCAGAUUACUUAAAAGAAAGUGGAAACAUCAGUUCGCUACACAACCAGAUCGAGGAGUGUGAUGGUAUACUAGCGCGCAUGGAGAGUAUGCUGAUGGUGUUCCAAAAUGACUUGGGUAGUAUUAGUAAUGAAAUCAUCUGUUUACAAAAGCGCUCGGUCAGCAUGUCUGUCCAACUGUCGAACAGACAGGUCUUGAAAGGGCCAUUAUCAUCAUUCAUCGAAGAUAUGGCCGUUUCUGAAACCCUUAUCUUUGGCAUAAACAAUGUACCAGUUUUGGAUAAGGAGUUCAUGAUCCAGUUAGCAAUUUUAAGCCAAAAACUAAAUUUUGUCAAAGAAGAGGAUUUUAAGGAAACUAAAGCUUGCCACGAUGUAAAAGAUGUACUGGAAAAACUUAAAAUAAAGGCUGUGGCCAAAAUAAGAACAUACAUAUUAGAGCAGAUUUAUAAGUUUCGUAAACCAAUGGCUAAUUAUCAGAUACCUCAGAAUGCUAUGUUAAAGUACAAGUUUUUCUUUGAGUUUAUAUUAGCCAAUGAAAGGAAUGUUGCUCAAGAAAUAUGCAAUGAGUACAUAGACACCUUGAGUAAAAUAUACUACUCAUAUUUUAAAUCAUAUGCAUCUAGACUGGAUAAGCUUAAGUAUGAGGAAGCACCGACUAAAGAUGACCUAAUGGGAAUAGAAGAUGGUGUGAAAGGAAGCUUCUUUCAGAAGUCAAACUUAAAAAACAAAAGUACUAUAUUCACCAUUGGCAACCGUGGGGACGUACUGGCUCAGCAAUUAGAAGCUCCAAUCAUAGUCCCUCAUGUGCAACAGAAGACAAAGUAUUCAUAUGAAGCAUUAUUCCGAAGUCUCCAAUAUGCCUUGGUGGACAACAGCUGCAGAGAGUACCUGUUCACAACAGAGUUUUUCCAUGUUAAGGGAAGCCACGCCCAGGAGCUCUUUGACAGGAUACUAGGAAAAACCUUGUCUUUACUUGUGAAAAACGUUGAAAACUACGUCCUAGAAUGUUAUGACUGCCUGGCACUCUUUUUAUGCAUCCAGCUCAUCAAUAGAUACCGGUGGAUGUGCCACAAGAGAGCUGUGGCGGCUCUGGACAGUUACUGGGAUUCUCUGCACAGCAUACUGUGGCCAAGAUUGGACUUUGUUUUGAAACUAAACAUCCAGAGCGUUCGAGAGUGUGAUCCAGCAAAACUGUCUAACAAGGAGCUGGGACCUCAUUAUAUCACUCGUAGAUACGCGGAGUUCUCGGCGGCGAUGCUAAGUUUAAGCGAACAGUUCCCCUCCGAGGAUCUCAGUAACCUGCUUCUGAAUCUACAAGACGAAGUCAACUGUUUCUUGCUUAAAAUGGCAGCUGAAUUCUCUCAACGUAUUCAGCAAUUAAUUUUCUUGAUAAACAACUAUGACAUGAUAUUGAGUAUCUUAAUGGAAAGAACACGAGAUAACACUAAAGAAGCGGAGAACUUCAGAGAUCAAUUACAGGCCAGAAGCGCCGAGUAUGUGGAAGAGAUACUGAGCCCACAUUUUGGAGGAAUGAUGCAGUUCGUGAAAGAAGGGGAGGUUUUCCUCGAAGACGACAAGAAGUCCGAACUACUAGCUAUGGAGAAAAAGAGUCUAUCAUUAGUAGCUUCAUUCAGCGCCAGCUGGAAGCAAAGUCUCGAAGAAAUACACAGAGAGGUGCUUGUGUCGUUCCCUAACCUUGUGACGGGAUCCGGUUUACUGCAAAUGGCUUUGACAAAUUUUGUACAGUACUAUAAUAAAUUUGUUAAACUACUGACACCUAAUGCCAGAACGCAACUGGUCAAUAUUCACGUGAUUAUGGUAGAAAUCAAAAAGUAUAAAACUAAUUUUUAAUCGUACUUUUAGCGCAUAACUAUCGCAUUUUGUUCUUAAGGAUAUUGUUAUUACUGUUAUAAUUUUAUAAAGCUUUUAUUCCGAU
Messenger RNA from Cydia strobilella, 2271 nucleotides. It is a transcript of the gene Vps52, whose product is annotated as vacuolar protein sorting-associated protein 52 homolog. Gene Ontology annotation, molecular function: syntaxin binding. Gene Ontology annotation, biological process: endocytic recycling; lysosomal transport; Golgi to vacuole transport. The coding region runs from base 192 to 2186 and encodes 664 amino acids. Gene Ontology annotation, cellular component: GARP complex. The record is from RefSeq and is a predicted model, not a curated record. NCBI's taxonomy places the organism in Eukaryota, Metazoa, Arthropoda, Insecta, Lepidoptera, Tortricidae. The transcript is spliced from 7 exons.